CCGGCCCGCCCCCAGCCCCGCGCGGGAAGAGCCGGGCCCUCCCGCGGGCUGGUCGCGGCGCGGCGCUGAGGUAGAAGAAUACAUGUUUGCAUUCAGUGAACAAGAGAAUGUUCCCAAACUCAAUUUUGGGUCGUCCACCCUUCACCCCGAACCAUCAUCAGCAUAGUUUCUUUGCCCUGUCACCAACUCUUUACUCACACCAGCAACUUAUAGAUGCACAGUUCAACUUUCAAAAUGCAGACUUAUCUAGAGCUGUGUCCUUACAGCAGCUGACAUACGGAAAUGUCAGUCCAAUACAGACCUCAGCAUCUCCAUUAUUUCGAGGAAGAAAGAGACUAAGCGAUGAACAAAACCUUCCUCUUGAUGGCAAACGGCAGCGUUUCCAUUCACCCCAUCAAGAGCCAACUUUAAUUAACCAGAUAGUGCCUUUACCAGGGGAACGAAGAUACUCAAUGCCACCAUUGUUUCAUGCGCACUAUGUACCUGAUAUAGUCAGAUGUGUUCCACCUUUUCGAGAACUAUCACUCUUAGAACCUAGAGAAAUCACACUGCCUGAGGCCAAAGAUAAGCUGAGUCAGCAGAUCCUGGAGCUGUUUGAGGCGUGUCGGCAGCAAGUGAGUGACCUGAAGAAGAAGGAGCUCUGUAGAGCGCAGCUGCAGACGGAAACCCAGCUGCUCUUCCCGCAAAGCAGACUUUUUUUGGUUGGGUCUUCUUUAAAUGGAUUUGGUACCCGGAGCAGUGAUGGUGACCUAUGCCUCGUUCUUAAAGAAGAGCCGGUCAAUCAGAAGACUGAAGCACGUCAUAUACUCACCUUAGUCCAUAAACACUUCUGUACUAGACUUUCUGGCUACAUUGAGAGACCUCAACUGAUUCGUGCAAAAGUGCCAAUUGUGAAGUUCAGGGAUAAAGUCAGUUGUGUGGAAUUCGACUUGAAUGUAAACAAUACUGUUGGAAUAAGAAACACAUUCCUUCUCAGAACUUACGCAUACCUUGAAAAUCGAGUUCGUCCAUUAGUGCUGGUGAUAAAGAAGUGGGCAAGUCACCAUGAUAUCAAUGAUGCCAGUCGUGGCACAUUAAGCAGCUAUAGUUUUGUAUUGAUGGUUUUGCACUAUUUACAAACCCUACCAGAACCCAUCCUUCCAUCCCUCCAAAAAAUUUACCCAGAAUCUUUUAGCACUGCAAUACAGCUUCAUCUUGUACAUAAAGCUCCAUGUAAUGUUCCUCCUUACCUCUCAAAGAAUGAAUCAAGUCUUGGGGAUCUCUUACUGGGCUUUCUGAAAUACUAUGCUACAGAAUUUGACUGGAACAGUCAGAUGAUUUCAGUUCGUGAAGCCAAAGUCAUCCCAAGGCCUGAUGGUAUUGAAUGGAGAAACAAAUAUAUCUGUGUAGAAGGUAAUGCUACCAAGACUACUUCUAACAUCUUGUUAUUCAGUUAUUAUUAG
Messenger RNA from Jaculus jaculus (lesser Egyptian jerboa), 1442 nucleotides. RefSeq names its product poly(A) RNA polymerase GLD2-like. The record is from RefSeq and is a predicted model, not a curated record. Gene Ontology annotation, molecular function: poly(A) RNA polymerase activity. Gene Ontology annotation, cellular component: cytosol. NCBI's taxonomy places the organism in Eukaryota, Metazoa, Chordata, Mammalia, Rodentia, Dipodidae.